Psylliodes chrysocephalus is the source of this 623-nucleotide messenger RNA. The record is from the annotation of a GenBank genome assembly. Lineage: Eukaryota; Metazoa; Arthropoda; Insecta; Coleoptera; Chrysomelidae.
CUAUUCUGAUGCACUGUUGUGCGCAAGCCUUGUAUCCUAUCGUCAGUUACUUUAAAAUGGCGAGUGAAGCAGUUGCAGUGACAAUGAGUAACAAAAGAAAAUUGAAACAUCCUAGAACCUACAAAAGAAACGUUAUUAAGAAAUCCAAUAUAGAAGGAACUGAAUACACAAAUUACGGUGAAAAAUUAGAUCCUGUAAAAACUAUUUGUCAAACAUCUAAUUGUUACAAAAUAAAACUUUGUUUGGAAAAAGUAAUCUUGGCAGAGCGACAAUCCAUGCUAUAUGUGUUUCACAGCUUAAGCAGCAAAAAUAAACAAGACUUAAAUUUGCAACGGUUGAUCGAAUUUAAACCUAUUAAACGAAGGAGGCCACGUGUUAAAGAAAAUCAGCAAGAAUCUAAAUUACGACAAGCUUGUUUUGAAUAUUUUGUAAUGAAAAACAAUAGUCGCAUCAAAGUAUGCCGAAAAGCAUUUGCUCAGCUUCAUCGUAUAUCUGAAAAACGUAUUCUACGAAUAACCCAGUUGCUUGUUAAAGCAGAAACGCCUAAAAAUGAAAGAGGCAAAAAUCCAAAGAUACAUUGCAUUCCAAAAUUAGUACGUCAUCAGAUUUAUGACCACAUUUAG